AUGAGUAACAAAAAGCAACUUCAGGUUUAUAGCCAAGAAGAGAUUCGCAAACAUGCUUCUGCUGAUGAUCUAUGGAUAACAAUCGAUGGAUCUGUAUACGACCUCACGAGAUUUGCUGAUCUCCAUCCUGGAGGGGCUUUCCCUCUGUUGGAAGUUGCUGGUAAAGAUGCCACAGAUGCCUUCUAUGGGCUUCAUCGACAAGAUGUUUUGCGCAAAUAUGAUCGUUACAAGAUUGGUACCAUUGCCGACUUUAAACCCCAAGUGGAAUGGCGUGAACCUGGAUCCUCAUCCAAGGUUCCUUAUGCCGAGCCAAUGGCUUUCCAAGGCUUUAAGUCUCCCUAUUACACUGAGUCACAUUUCAAGUUCAGGGAUGCUGUUCGUGCCAUCUUGGAUCCUAUGAUUGAGGAAGCUCGUCAAUACGAAGACUCCGGCGAGAAGCCAUCCGACGAAUUUCUCCAGAAACUCGGUGCUCAUGGGAUUCUUGCAGCUAAUGUAGGACCAGGACCUUGGCUGAAAGCAUUCCAAUUACCUGGCGGUGUAAAAUCUGACGAAUAUGAUUACUUUCAUGAGCUGUUGUUGCACGGUGAAUUUGCUCGAUUCUCUGCUCCAGGCUUCACAUCUGGCCUUCUUGGUGGCAUGACCAUCUCUGUACCCACAGUUCUGAAUUUUGGUAGUCCAGCUCUUCGUACCAAGGUUGUACCAGAGGUAUUCAGCGGUAAAAAGAGAAUGGCAUUAGCUAUUACUGAGCCUUACACUGGCUCUGAUGUUGCCAACAUCAAGACCACUGCCGUCAAGACACCAGAUGGGAAACACUUUAUCGUCAAUGGUGUCAAGAAGUGGAUCACCACAGGCCACUAUGCUGACUACUUUUCUACUGCUGUCCGAACUGAAAAGGGCAUCUCCAUGCUUCUUAUUGAGCGUGGUGAAGGUGUCGAGACAAAACUGAUCAAGACAUCAUACUCUCCAAGCGCUGGUACGGCAUAUGUUACAUUUGAAAAUGUAAAGGUACCAGUUGAAAAUCUUUUGGGCAAAGAGGACAAAGGUUUCCACGUCGUGUUAUCUAAUUUUAACCACGAAAGAUGGUCCAUGUUGACAGGUGCCUCUAUGGCAGCCAGAAUCGCAGUGGAGGAGUGCUUUAAAUGGGCCAACCAAAGACAAGUGUUCGGUAAACGUUUGAUUGAUCAGCCUGUCAUCCGUUUCAAGUUGGCCAAAAUGAUUGCAUCGGUUGAAAGUGUUCAUAGCUGGAUUGAAAACUUGACAUAUCAAAUGAAUCACAUGAAUUAUGCUGAGCAGUCUUCCAAGCUUGCUGGACCCAUUGCUCUCUGUAAAUAUCAAGUAACCAGAAUGUUGCAUGAUGUAUCUGAUGAUGCAUGUCAAAUCUUUGGUGGAAGAGCCAUUACCAAGACUGGUAUGGGUAGACAAAUCGAGACUUUGCAAAGAACAUACAAGUUUACUGCUAUUUUGGGCGGUGCAGAAGAAAUCAUGGCAGAUUUGGGUGUAAGACAGGCCAUGAAGAAGUUCCCAAUUGGUGCUCGUCUUUAA
Messenger RNA from Mucor velutinosus, 1542 nucleotides. RefSeq lists its product as uncharacterized. Gene Ontology annotation, biological process: fatty acid beta-oxidation using acyl-CoA dehydrogenase. The coding region runs from base 1 to 1542 and encodes 513 amino acids. NCBI's taxonomy places the organism in Eukaryota, Fungi, Mucoromycota, Mucoromycetes, Mucorales, Mucoraceae. Gene Ontology annotation, molecular function: flavin adenine dinucleotide binding; acyl-CoA dehydrogenase activity. Gene Ontology annotation, cellular component: cytoplasm. The transcript has 6 exons. The record is from RefSeq and is a predicted model, not a curated record.